AUGAAGGUGUGGCGUCCUUCUGUGAUUCAUGGGGUUGGAUUUACUUUUGGCAACCUGGUUGGAAUGUAUCUGGCUCAAAAUUAUGACAUGCCAAACCUGGCUAAAAAACUUGAAGAAAUUAAAAAGGACAUGGAUGCCAAGAAGAAACCCCCUAAUCCAUGAGGCCAACUCCAGCACUGGCUCCAGGAAAUCCUGACUCUCCUCUUCUCCAGGGCCUCCUUUACACCUGAACCAAAGCUUCUGUCUUCUGUCCAGUCUCAGCCUUUGCUUCGAGCACAAAUGGG
Molecule: messenger RNA, 284 nt
Organism: Myotis brandtii (Brandt's bat)
Lineage: Eukaryota; Metazoa; Chordata; Mammalia; Chiroptera; Vespertilionidae
Exons: 2
Coding region: 1-162 (53 amino acids)
Source: RefSeq, a predicted model, not a curated record